Ostreobium quekettii is the source of this 2979-nucleotide messenger RNA. The record is from the annotation of a GenBank genome assembly. NCBI's taxonomy places the organism in Eukaryota, Viridiplantae, Chlorophyta, Ulvophyceae, Bryopsidales, Ostreobiaceae.
AUGACCAAGAAAAGGUCCCAAGUAAGGAAAGAUGAUGUUGAGAGGAAGACAGAGAAGAAGGCAGCUGUCACAGACAAGGGCACAGCAACGAGUGCAGAAGCACAGAGUCUGGAAAGUGAGCAAACCACGGGAUUGGGCGACAGCGACAGUGAGCCAACUGUGCCUUGGGACCUUGGCAAGACAACUGAGGUCAUGCUCCUCUGGCUAUUCGCCUUCUUCACCCUGCGGUCGUGCAUAUGGAGGAUCGGCAUGUGGCUUCUGCGCAUUUCAUCAGAAGCACAGCUCACAGCAAGUGGGCUGGCAGGCUUCACCCUCAGCCUGGACCUGUCCAUGCUUGUGGCCACCAUGUUCAUCCUGAAGCAGUCGCUCAGGGAGUACAGGCCUCUACGGGAGAGAGGCCUGUUCCCACUGCACUUCAGGGGCCGCUGGUGGGUUUACGUAUUGCUGUCUUGCUUAUUCAUCCCAAUGGUGGACUGGCUGGGGACAAGGAUCAUGGUGGCCUUCCCAAAUGAGAUGGAUGGGCUGCCCAGCACCACAGAGGUGCAGCUGGCCAAGGGGCACACCAUGACCAAUGUGCUGUACUUCAUCCUGCUAUCGCUCUGUGCACCACUGUGGGAGGAGAACCGGAAACUCGAGUACACGAGACUGGAGAAGAACCACCGCCGAAGUGCGGCCUGCUGUGUGGCGUCAGGCCGCAGCGACCUCUCGUUUUCUCUGCUGCUUCGGGAGCUAGGAUUCGCGCUGAUGGAUGUGGAUCAGUUCUCCGAUGCGUCGUUCAGUGCCAAAGCGUGGGUGAACGCGGCCUGUGCACGCCGAGCGGAGGGAGAGCCGCUUGAAAGGUACCUUGCAGAAUUGGAGAUGAAGCUCCAGCUGAGCUGUGAAGAUAUUGAGGCUGCGCUUGAGGACUGCAGUGCCCAGGUGCUGAGGAGGAUACCCACAGCCCUUCAGGAGGUUGCAAGAAUACAGGGGGAGGCAGACGGGCUACGCUUUGGUGUGCAGGGCCUGGUAGGGAAAUUGAAACAUGACCACACCGCUGGCAGUCAGGCCAUUGCUGGGCUGCUGGAGGUUGACAGGGUGAAGAGGAAUGUAGAAGCUGCAUGCAACACCCUCCAGGAAGCCACAGAACUGUCAGAGCUGUUUGCACGUGUAGACAGCAUCUUUGCAGCUGGCGAUGUAACAGCGAUGGCAAACACCCUGGCGACGAUGAGGAGAGGACUCGACCUUGUGGGAGACGUCCCAGAAUUUAGGGGAGGGAGACAAAAGCUGAAGAAUCUGGAGGACAGUUUGGUUGCCAGGAUAGAGCCACGGCUGUCAAGUGCAUUGGCGCAAAAAAAGGGGGAACAAGUGAGAGUACUGGCUGGACUGCUGUUGUCCAUUGGGCAUGAUGACAUGCUGCAGAGGCUGUAUGCAUCAACAUGGUUGCAACAGCAGUCUGGGCCACGAGACGCCCUGGCGUCUGGGCUGUCCAGCCCCUCCGCAUCUCCCAAGGCCCUGUGUGGGGCGCUUCGCCAGUGGCACGAUUCCCUGAUGCUGUCCAUCGAGGUUGAGCUCCAGUGGUGUGACGUUUUCCUUCCAGAGCAAUCCUCACAACUGGUUGUGUGCAUAUUGAUGUCUGCCAUCGAAGAAUCCAAUAGGAUGCUGUCCAGCCUGCUGUCCCAGCGUGCAUCGGUGCUGCUGUCCAUGGAUAUGCAGAAGACUGCACUCGACUUCUUCUACCGGUUGGCAAGGUUGCUGGUGCCCCUGACUGAAUACGACAAAAUGGCAGCCGUGGCGUGCCUCCUGUACGAGCCUUUUGAAGUGGAAGUCCAACGCUUUGCAGCAUUGGAGAAAGAAACCCUGAGGCGCUGCAUCGAUGGCAUUGCGUCCAUAUCAGAAGGGGCAGGACUGCAGGAGGGCGAAGGGGCUGAACCGAUGGUGGACUGGAUGGCAGAGUCUCAUCAACGGGUUCUCAUGGAGGUGGAGGGGACUCUAAACAGGUGUUUGGAGUUCACAGGUGGCACCGAGCUUGCUGUCCUUGUGCCUGUCCUUGACAGCACCAUCCAACAACACUGUGGCAAUCUUGUCAGUCAGUUGAAGUCUGUCAGGAACAAGGUCCUUGGAGGCUCUAGAGGCGGAGGCCCAGUUGGCGAUGACAAGACAAGGGACUUAGGGGCAGUGCUACAACUGUUGCGGCUUGCAUCCCAGUUUGAGAGCCAAGUCAAAAAGACAAACAAGAGCCUGUCUGACGCUGUGGUGGGGAUAACACCAAAGUUGGUCGCUGCAAAGAGCGACCAGAAACCCAACCUCGCGGACCUGACUGUGAUCAGGUUGCAGAACGAUCAACGAAAAGCAGCACAGCUGUCCGGCCUGAUCGAUGAUGCACAGGGCCCUCGCUUCGCGCCUCUCUCAACGGCUCAGAUGAGCCUGGCGGGAUUCAAGGCUGCGGUGGAGGCUCUUGUGUUUGACGUGCUGAUGGACAAGCUGAGGCAACAUUUCUUGGGCAUAAGCACCAUGAAGGAGUGGAAUGCCGCUGGCGACUCGAGCGGACUGGAUCUCCCCAAGUUCAGUGCGUACCCGCUUCAGUACGUGAAAUCCACUGGCGAGUACCUGAUGAUGCUCCCACAACAGCUGGAGGCCCUUGUGGGCGCAGAGGAGGAUGUGGAGGUCGACGCACAGGAAGAUUGUGAGGGCGAGUUGGCCAGUCUGUGGCUUGACAAGGUAGUCACAGGUGCUGCCGAGCUGUACGUGGACGAGCUGCUCCGUGUGCCUAUCCUGUCCGCAUCGGGCUGCGCCCAGCUGCUGGCGGAUGUCGAGUACUUUGGCAACGUGCUGUCGGCGAUGGGAUUCCCUCGGCCAGACGCGCUCGCCGCGGUGCAAAAGGCGGCGUCGAUGCCUCUGGGGGAUCUUGAGAAGGCCGCGGGGGGCACUGGCCCGAAGACGGGAGGCGCUUCAGCGGUGCUGGCGGCCGUUGCAAAGAUGCGGGGUGCAGCUCCUCAUUGA